CACCGAAUGAACCACACGCAUUCCCAACUCCAAAUUCCAGAAUUGAGAAGCAUAUCAUAUCAUGUGACAUGUCUUUGUGCUUCUAUCACGUGAAACUCCACCUGAAAAUCCAAUCGAAAGGCCCUUAAUCAAUUUAAUAUAGAAAACGGUCCCACCAAUAAAGACCUGGUCCAACUUGGAUGGUCAGGAUGAAAGCAAAGUUAAAACCAGCCAACAGUAAAAAACGCAUACAAGCCACCAUUUUCCCUGCAGCUAUAAUUCGUCAUCUUCUUUAUAUUCCGCCGCUGCUUAAUCCAUAAGCUUCUCAAACCAUCCUCUUUCUAUGCUUUUCUGUCUUUUGAUUGUUCACACGCCACAACUGUGUCUUCUUGUCCGAUCAAAAUAACCAAACUGGUGCAGAACAGAGAGUGAGAGACAUCAGAAUGGGAAAUGAUAGGAAGAUUGGCGUUGCCAUGGACUUCUCAAAGAGCAGCAAGAACGCGCUGGAAUGGGCUGUGGACAAUUUGCUUGACAAAGGUGACACCCUUUACAUCAUCCACAUCAACCCCAACUCCCUCGACGAGUCUCGUACCCAACUCUGGGCCCAAUCUGGUUCUCCUCUGAUUCCAUUGACGGAGUUCAGAGAGCCCGAGAUCAUGAAGAAGUAUGAUGUGCAAACUGAUAUUGAAGUUCUUGAUACACUUGACACUGCUUCCAGGCAGAAAGAGGCGAACAUUGUGACAAAACUGUACUGGGGAGAUGCAAGGGAGAAGCUUCUUCAGGCGAUUGAAGAUCUGAAGCUGGACUCUUUGGUCAUGGGAAGCAGAGGCCUUGGUACCAUCAAAAGGAUCCUGCUGGGGAGUGUGAGCAACUAUGUGCUGACAAAUGCUCCAAUCCCUGUGACCAUUGUCAAGGACCCAAGCUUGCAACACCAUUGAAUCAUGGACGGUUGGAAACUUUGGAUUUGGUUUUUCAAUAAUGUUUCAUCACCUUUGGCAUGGGCAUUGCUUAAUUUUUAUGUUUUACUUGAUCGUGGUUUACUAGAACAUUUCAAGUUAUGAUGUCUAAACGGAUGGAAAUGUACUCUGAUUUGAAUAGCAAUGAAUUUGUGUGUAUUAAUUUGGUUUGUCUCA
Molecule: messenger RNA, 1112 nt
Organism: Prunus mume (Japanese apricot)
Lineage: Eukaryota; Viridiplantae; Streptophyta; Magnoliopsida; Rosales; Rosaceae
Product: universal stress protein PHOS32-like
Source: RefSeq, a predicted model, not a curated record